Messenger RNA from Adineta steineri, 380 nucleotides. Lineage: Eukaryota; Metazoa; Rotifera; Eurotatoria; Adinetida; Adinetidae. The record is from the annotation of a GenBank genome assembly.
AUGCAAUUCAUUCUCUGCACUUUCACAAUCCUUGCUUUGAUUAGCUCUCAAACAGUUGCUUCAUCGAUUGGUGAAGAAAUUCUACAAGCACUCAAAGGUACUGAAACCAAUAAUACAUCAUCAAGAGCAAUGUUACCAUGGCAACAAACAUGUCAUAAUAUGUUUAGUCUAUUCGCUUCAGCUCGUUCUAUCGUCGAUAUUACAGUUCAAGAAUUACUUCCAUUACGUAUCCGUGCCAAAGUUCAACUUGAAAAUCAAAGCUCAGACAAACGAGAUUAUUUUUAUGUUGAUGGACAUGUUUGUCAAAAUGGUUUUGAUCAACUUGCUGCUAAUGCAGUUUGUCGAUCAUUAGGACAAGGAUCAAACUCACUAUUUUUUUU